AUGAGUGUCCAAGAAGAUGUGAUGAAAAUACAAAAGAAGUUAACUAAAAUGACAUCAGAUGACGGCACGGGCCAAGAGGAAGCACUUGAGCUACUAAAAUCUUUGCAAACAAUGGCUAUUAAUUUGGACGUGUUGACUAAAACAAGAAUUGGAAUGACAGUAAACGCUUUACGAAAAUCUAGCAAGGACGAAGAAGUGAUAUCUUUAUGCAAAACACUUAUUAAAAACUGGAAAAAGUUUUUGUCAACACCAGGCACACCGGCUAAAGAUUCUGGGAGUUCGUCUAACUCAAAAUCAAAAAAAGACUCAAGUAAGGAUAAGGAUAAGAAAGAUGAUAAAGAAAAAGACAAAAAGUUACCUGCAUCUUUCCCGCCCCAGUCAAACACAACAGAUGCAGUCAGAUUAAAAUGCCGAGAACUUCUUACACAGGCACUUAAAACUGAUGGAAACACUUCUAACUCAUGUGCAUCACCAGAAGAGCUUGCCGAGGAACUCGAAGAAUGCAUUUACGCUGAAUUUAAAAACACGGACAUGAGGUAUAAAAACAGGGUGAGAUCAAGAGUUGCUAAUCUAAAGGAUCCCAAGAACCCUACAUUAAGAACAAACUACCUGAACGGUGUAAUUGCAGCUGCUCGUCUUGCUAAGAUGACACCUGAAGAAAUGGCCAGUGAUGAAAUGAAGAAACUUCGUGAGAAGUUCAUUAAAGAAGCCAUUGACGAUGCUCAGUUGGCUACAGUACAAGGAACCAAGACAGAAAUGUUGAAAUGUGGAAAGUGCAAAAAGAAGAAUUGUACGUACAACCAGCUCCAGACAAGAAGUUCCGAUGAGCCUAUGACUACAUUUGUCCUAUGCAAUGAAUGUGGGAACCGCUGGAAAUUCUGUUAA
Molecule: messenger RNA, 885 nt
Organism: Leptosia nina
Lineage: Eukaryota; Metazoa; Arthropoda; Insecta; Lepidoptera; Pieridae
Source: the annotation of a GenBank genome assembly